Molecule: messenger RNA, 1038 nt
Organism: Suillus subalutaceus
Lineage: Eukaryota; Fungi; Basidiomycota; Agaricomycetes; Boletales; Suillaceae
Product: kinase-like domain-containing protein
Exons: 10
Coding region: 1-1038 (345 amino acids)
Biological process (GO): protein phosphorylation
Molecular function (GO): protein kinase activity; ATP binding
Source: RefSeq, a predicted model, not a curated record
AUGUCACUCAUUGCAAUGCUUCUAGGAAAUUUCCGACAUCAUCGAGAAAGCAUGAAGAAUGACAAUGUGAGGACAAAAGACUUGCCAGACGAUUUGACGCCCUUUAUCACUCAAACAACUCUUUACCCCGAAGGCAGAGGUGGAUUUGGCGAUGUCUGGAAAUGCGAUUAUAAUCAUGAUGCAAAUGGUAUCUCUGCCCUCGUCAGUCCAUGUGUUGGAUUCCAUUUACAAUGCAACUGGCUGACCAUCGGACCAUUGAUCGAUAAGGUUGCGGUCAAGGUCUUCACACUUCCAGAGCGUUAUGAUCUAGAGAAGAUCAACAGGAAAAUCAGCCGAGAAAUUGGCAUAUUGAAGUUUCUACGCCAUGAAAACAUUGUACCCUUGUGGGGUAUAGCGACAGGAUUUGGACCAUCUAACCACAACGAUCUAACAGCCCCGGACCGUUCACGUAUGCUGGAGGAUGUCAGCGCUGGACUUCAUUACCUGCACUCGGUUCGUGUCAUGCAUGGAGAUAUAACGGGGGCAAAUAUCCUGAUCGACAAGGGGGGGCAUGCGAGGCUAAUUGAUUUUGGUCUUUCCACCAUUACCCAGCCCCUUCUCGGCCAGUCACAUUUGGCCGCGACAUCUAUACGUCCAGGUGCAGUUCGCUAUGCCGCACCAGAACUCGUUUUAUUGGACGAUUGUUUCAUUCUCCAGACUCCUGUAGUAGACCGCCUGACGAUCCUUCUGAUGAUGCACCGGAUGAUUUCCCCAGAGCUUCCCCGCACAGUGGUUCCAAUGACUCAGAUACGGCCUGAACAACCACCCGACAGUCCGCCACUCCACCCUGAUCAUGAACUGAAGGCUUUGACCACAGUCGCGGACAAUUUGUCUGCCUCUACCUCGAGUACUCCUGCAUUUUCCUUACCUGACUUUGCUGUUUUCCCAAGUAUUGGAUUUGCUGGGUCCUCCACUGCAGCAGCGCAUGGGCGCAUUCUCUCGAUGAAAUGUUUCAGUGCUGUUGGGAUGCUGGUCACGGGCUACAUUGCGACGCCUUGA